AUGAGAUGUUUGUAUCUAAUCGUCAAGACGUUUAAAUUCGCCACGUUUUCUUCACUUCCAACCUACUUUCAGGAUAUUAACAAAUUGGGCAGUUGGUGUCAGCUUCAAAUCUAUAUCAUCAAUGAGCCGUUACCUGCGUCUGUUUUGGAGGAAGAAUCCAUUGAUCUUAGAACCGCACACCCACGGGUUAAAACGGUUAAAUGGUGCUUUGCGAAUCUUCAUCGACUUCUAAGCCGCCAUGGUGGAGGUUUCAACACCAAGCAAAAGCUGGAAAAUCAAUUUGCAAAGACAUUCAUUGAACAAUUUGUGCCUCAAAUUCUUAAUGCCUUUUGGGGUAUCAUUGAAAAAUGGUCCACGAAACAAAUUUGGCUUUCUGAAGGCUCACUCUACCAUAUGAUCUCAUUCUUGGAACAACUCAUUGAUACGUCUGCCUGGGGUGACUUAUUCAACCAACUCGAAGCUAUAAUGAACCAUGUCAUAGUACCAACAUUGAGUGCAAGUGAAGAGACAAUAGAGUUGUACGAAGACGAGCCUGACGAGUAUAUCCGUCGCUUCUUCGACAUUAAUAGAGAAAGCAAUACCUCUGAUGUGGCGUCCAUCAAUUUCGUCUUUCGGUUAUCUGCUACCAAAUUUAAAACCACCAUUGACUUGGUUUUAUCAAUUGUGAACGAUAUUUUUCAAAAGAGAGCUUCCGACAGAAACAACCUCCAAUAUGCUUUGAAAACGGAAGGUGCGUUGCGUAUCCUUUCCACUCUCUCUUACAAGUUGGAUAAAAAGGUGUCUCCAGUUCACGGCCAGCUCGACCAACUUCUCUACACUUACGUAUACCCAGAAUUGUCUUCCGAUACCAUGAACAAAUUUCCUUUCCUCAGUGCUAGAGCGUGUGAUACAUUGGCCAUGUUUGUCUACAAAUACCAAGAUCAAAAAGUUUUGGAAGAUAUAUUUCAAGGAGUGGUCGCAUGUUUCCAAAACGACUCGCAAUUCCCUAUACAACUUACCGCGGUCGAUGCCUUGAGAACCCUUGUUGACGAAGAAGCAGUAGCUGAACAUAUAUCUGGCCAGGCGCCACAGCUCAUGGGUACAUUAUUAGACAUGUCUAAAAAGUUUGAAUCCGACAUCUUAACUAGUGUUAUGGAUUCAUUUGUGGAGAAAUUUGCCAAGGAUUUGGAGCCGUAUGCCCAAGAGUUGUCUUCGAGGUUGGUUGAACUGUUCUUGAAGCUUGCACACGAAAUCUUGGAUCAACAGUCAGGAACUAAUAACAUCGACAUCGAGAAAGAGUAUCAGGCAUCGGGUAUUUUAAGCACUCUCACCACUCUUGUCAUUGCAAUGAAUGCAUCCCCCGCAGUUGCAGCAUCCAUGGAACCUACGUGCCAAGAUAUGAUCAAAUUUAUUCUUGAAAAUGCCAUGGUUUCGUUUCUCUCUGAGGCAAUUGAAAUACUCGAAUCAAUUCUAUUUGCUACCAAUCAUGUUUCUGCAGUUUCGUGGAGUAUGUUCCAAAUAUGCAUUGAAUCUUUCGAUACCUAUGCCUUAGAAUACUUUGACAGGUUUGAAGCCAUUUUUCGCACAGUAUCAUCAAACUUUAGGUUUCAGUCAUCCUGA
This is a messenger RNA of Meyerozyma guilliermondii ATCC 6260, 1599 nucleotides long. RefSeq lists its product as uncharacterized. Gene Ontology annotation, cellular component: cytosol; nuclear envelope. The record is from RefSeq and is a predicted model, not a curated record. The coding region runs from base 1 to 1599 and encodes 532 amino acids. Gene Ontology annotation, biological process: protein import into nucleus. Lineage: Eukaryota; Fungi; Ascomycota; Pichiomycetes; Serinales; Debaryomycetaceae. The transcript has a single exon.